UUCUUCCUGAGGUCUGAGCACCUUCUAAACUACAUCCAGAUCUGUUUUCCUUGCAGAUUGGUGAAGAUGAGCGUCCGGACUCCACCCAGACUCCUGGAGCUGGCGGGGCGGAGCCUGCUGAGGGACCAGGCCUUGACUAUGUCCACCCUGGAGGAGCUGCCCACGGAACUUUUUCCCCCCAUGUUCUUGGAGGCCUUCAGCGGGAGACGCUGUGAGGCCCUGAAGCUGAUGGUGCAGGCCUGGCCCUUCCGCCGCCUCCCUCUGAGGCCUCUGAUAAAGAUGGGUUGUCUGGAAACCUUCCAAGCUGUGCUUGAUGGACUUGAUGCACUGCUUACCCAGGGGGUUCGUCUCAGCUGUAAGAAGCUGAGAAUUUUGGGAAUGCCCUUCCACAAUAUCAGAAACAUCCUGAAAAUGGUGAACCUGGACUGUAUCCAGGAGGUGGAAGUGAAUUGCAGUUGGAUACUGCCCAUCCUGACACAGUUUACCCCAUACCUGGGCCAGAUGAGGAAUCUUCAGAAGCUCGAUCUCUCCCACGUGGACGUCUCUCACUACGUUUCCACAAAGCAGAAGGAGUUUGUUACCCAGUUCACCUCUCAGUUCCUCAAGCUGCACUACCUCCAAAAGCUUUAUAUGAACUCUGUAUCUUUCCUCGAAGGCCACCUGGACCAGCUGCUCAGCUGUCUGAAGACCCCGUUAAAGAUCCUCGCAAUAACUAACUGUGUGCUUUUGGAAUCAGACUUGAGGCAUCUGUCCCAGUGCCCGAGUGUCAGUCAACUAAAGACCCUGGACCUGAGGGGCAUCAGACUGGCCAAUUUAUGUCUUGUGCCUCUCCAAGUUCUGCUAGGAAAAGUUGCAGCCACCCUUGAGUACCUGGGCUUAGAUGACUGUGGCAUCGUAGACUCCCAAGUCAACACCAUCCUGCCUGCCCUGAGCCGCUGCUUUGAGCUCACCACCUUCAGCUUCUGUGGAAAUCCCAUCUCCAUGGCCACCCUGGAGAACCUGCUGUGCCACACAAUCAGACUCAACAACUUAUGCCUGGAGCUGUAUCCUGCCCCGCGGGACAGUUAUGAUGCUGGUGGUACUCUCUGCUGGCGCAGAUUUGCCCAACUUCGGGCUGAGCUGAUGGGGAGAGUGAGGGACUUACGGCACCCCAAGAGGAUCUUGUUCUGUACUGACUACUGUGCUGACUGUGGCAACAGGACAUUUUAUGGCCUGGAGGUAGAUCAGUGCUGCUGUUGAAUACCUGCCUAUUUGGGUGGAUAUAUCAAAUGCUUUCUUCUGGACACUUGAAAACUAAAACCUAGGUCUUACAUACAUCCUAAAGGGAGCACAGAAACCACCGUUUCAGACACUGGCUCUGAAGUGGGAAAGGAAAGGUGAUCAAGCAGUGGCCGGACUUGGGGGAAAUGUUGACAUGGAUUCAAUGGGACUUUGGGGACCUGUGUCCUAUAGAGUCAAAAAUGGGAAUGGGAAUGUCUAGAGUGGAAUUCAGGCUUGAGAAUACAUGAGGGAGUUCCCCUUCCAUGGAUGGUUGUAAAGAAACAGUCAGAAAUAAAAAGAA
Mandrillus leucophaeus (drill) is the source of this 1561-nucleotide messenger RNA. Its product is annotated as PRAME family member 6-like. The record is from RefSeq and is a predicted model, not a curated record. Lineage: Eukaryota; Metazoa; Chordata; Mammalia; Primates; Cercopithecidae. The transcript is spliced from 4 exons. The coding region runs from base 67 to 1239 and encodes 390 amino acids. Gene Ontology annotation, cellular component: cytoplasm.